AUGCUGGAGGUCCGACACAGAUGCCGGAACCUAGGUCUCAGAGGCAUUCACGAGGUGGUUGAAAAUAUGAGGCUCUACAUGUGGGUCCAUAGUAUGGUAACCUCUAUGGGCAUAAAACACAACUUAGAUGCUCCAAUGAUCACCUCGAUGUUCAGGGUGCGGAAAUUGGCUGCGGAACCCAGUAAGGUACCUAGAGAUGUCAUAGCAGUGACCAGUGACGUGUCCGCGUGA
Molecule: messenger RNA, 231 nt
Organism: Pelobates cultripes (western spadefoot toad)
Lineage: Eukaryota; Metazoa; Chordata; Amphibia; Anura; Pelobatidae
Source: the annotation of a GenBank genome assembly